AUAACAUUUGUUUUGUGAGAUGCUGUGCUGCUAGGAAGUUUACUCUUCCCAAACAUUGUUUCUGCAGUUUGGUUUGUUGUGCGCGAACAUCAGAAGCUCGGUUUUCGACCCACCGUGUGUGUGAAUCAAAAGUCUCUACGGUUCUAAAAGGACGAAAAGACAGGCGUCGUGUGGUAAAAUACCCAUCAUAUCAUAUCGAAUGUAUCUACGUACAUCAAUAAGUAGCACCAACGCGUAGCGCGUGCAAAAUAGUGGCGUCAAGCGAAACUUCAUCGACAAUGUUGCUUCCCCAUUAGAAAACAAGGCCCAAAUAUGCGUUUGCGGCAGGAUACGGAGUGAAAAAUUUACAUAUGACCUAAUUAGGGGAACGUCGUAUGUGUAGUUUCCGUGGCCGUCGUCGUACCAGUAGAGUAGAAGUUACAGUGCCAUCCCAGUGCGUCGCGAACGAUGAUUCCGUGGAUGCGGGAGAAAAUUGCCGAGCGGAAAGCCCGCUGGCAGCAGUCCAGGAAACAGCAACGUGACGCAUCCGGUGCAGCUGCGGCAGCAGCAGGCGAAACCAAUUCCACAGGAAGUGCCAGCAGCUCGUCCGUAGCGACAAAUGCGUCGUCAUCCUCGCCUGCUGCUGGGGGAUCAAGUCAUCGCAGUAGUCCAUCGCGAAAUUUUCGUUUUUCAUCCAAGCAUCACCAUCACCACCAUCGUCAUCAACAGCAACAGCAGCAGGCUGCGACUUCCGCUGAUCGAUCAACCCACAGCAACGCUCACUUGGAUCGACCCAGUACAAGCUCCGCAUCCGAUUGUACCCUGUCCGCCGAGGAAGGCUACUAUGGGCAACGUUUGGGCCGAAGGUCGACACUUUUGUUGCGCAUCAUCAGCCCACGUGGAGGCAUCGUAUGCGUUGAAGUGCCCCAAGAAUGCAGCGGAAGUCAGUUGAAAAUUCGCGCGCUAGAGCAGUUUGCGAGUUGUUCCUUUUCGUUACCGCAUUUUUCCUCGGACAUUGAUCAGCUCGUGGGGAAGUACAAGCUGAUACGGGCUCGGAAUAGGACCACUUUCCAGGACGAUGACACGUUGCUAAAGCUGGGUGUUCGAAAUGAGGAGGAAUUUUUACUAGUGGUGAGACGUACCGACUUCAUACCCACGGAGGAGAAUCUCAAAGGACCAACCAUUGCUGAAGUAUUAGCAGCUACCAAACACAUCCCCUUGUCACGCACUAACCAGUCAACGACAAAUUCCAAUGUGGGGAUGCUACAAACCGAUCUACAGCAAGAUCUACGUAGAAUUCUCAUUUCUCUUGCCCGUGCCUCCGCUUUUGUGAUAGGCUCUGGAUGUUGUGCGGAAAAAUUGAUUGCCCUCUUCAACCAGAGGCUGGUCAACCGACGACGGCAUCAAGUCCGAUCGAUCGAAACACUGCUGGAGAUGGGUUUCUCGUUGGACAAAAUUCAUCAAGCAAUGGAAAUUACCAAAAAUGUGUUCCCAGCCGCUCUGGAUUGGCUAAUACAAAACGAUAGCUCGGUGAAGCUGUUGAACUGUGAUACACCCGCUAAAACAAUCCAAACAACGACGUUGCUGGUUGCUGGUAGCAAUGACGGCAACGAAGCAUCCACCAGUGCCGGAGAUCGACCUCCUCCCCUGGCUGAAGCAGAACCAGACAUCGACGAGUCGGCCAAUACCUCACAGGCUGGUAGUCCCAGCAACGAUGAUGCAAGCGCACAACAGCAUCAGGACUCGGACGAAGAUGACGUGCAACGGUUUCGUCAAAAGGUUGACCACGUGGAGGUUUUGUUGGACAUUAUCCGGCAAUACUCGGACCGAGAUGUGUAUCCGACGCAGGAGAUGGUGGCAUCCAUCGUCGAGAUGGGCUUCAACGAGAAGAACGUUCGGGAAGCGUUGGUUGCCACGAGGAAUAACCAGGCCGCAGCGUGCGAGUGGUUGCUGGGCAAUCGAAGUAAAAGCCUAACCGAGUUGCGUGACGGUUUGCCUCAGGAUUCUCCAAUACUGCAGGUGCUGUUGGCCUCACCCCAAGUACAAAUUAGCUUAGGAAACCCAAAGAUGUUUAUUGCGCUCCUCUCCAUGCUGGACAAUUCCUCUACUAUGACAAUGUGGCUUAGCGAUAACGAUAUCUCUUCGGUACUGGGUCACAUCUUGCGCACGUACCACGAGGAGAAACACAUUGUGGCAAUCAAUCAAUUUAAUACUGCACACAGCUUUAACUGAGUAAAAUUAACUGAUCCUAGUACAGAUAACGGCAAACAGCUAUCCUAGCAUCCAAAUCAAUCAAUUAACACGUAGAGAGUAGAUUUAUGGAAUUGUUGCAUCCAACUGGAAGAGCAGAAUCAAAAUUUGUUGAUCAAAACAAAAAUAUAUGAAAAAGCAAAAGUAAAACGAGAUUUAAAUUUUACAAAAUUUAAAAAAGUUAAUCUUUUCCAGAAUAUUCAGAGCACACCAAUCAAUCAAUGAAUCAUCAAUCAGUAGUGAGCUAUAGAAGUACACUGAAGUUUUUUUUUACGACGGUAAUGGUCCCGCGUAAAAAAAAACCGCGUAAAAAAAAACCGCGUUAUUUCAAGACCCGUCGUAAAAAAAAACCGCGUUAUUUCAAGACCCGUCGUAAAAAAAAACCGCGUUAUUUCAAAAAACGUCGUAAAAAAAGUCAAGUCACGUUAGAUGUGGUGCUGACUAUUUUACGCGUGUUUUUGAAAAAACGCGGAUUUUUUUUACGACGGUUUUUGAAAUAACGCGGUUUUUUUUUACGACGGGUCUUGAAAUAACGCGGUUUUUUUUUAGGACGGACCGCGUAAAAAAAACCGCGUAAAAAAAAACCGCGUAAAAAAAAACCGCGUAAAAAAAAACUUCAGUGUAGUACCAGCUUUCAAACGCACUAUAGUAGGUUCUCUUUGCUUUACUUCCGGUUCCGUAGGAUUUCGAUCUACUAGUUUGUGGUGCUUCCAUUCUUCACAUUCUUCACAGAAGCAAUCAGUAGUGAUGUUCUCAUAUCAACUCAAAAAACAGCUAGGAUGGAGCUUCUCUUUCUAAUUUUUGCUAUAACACAACUCAUCAAAAUGGAUAGAAAACAAGUGUGGUAUGCGAAUAAAUUUAUUAGGGAUACUCACUAAACAGAUUAAAUUGCUGCGUAAGCCAUGAUUUUCUGCUCAUUUGAAAUGUUUUAUGAUUUUGCGAAUGAAAUAAUCAAAGAUUGCCUUGGUGAUCGCGACGUUUAAUCAGUUUACGCUGGCUAAGUGAAUUUCCCUAAUAUCUUUGCUCGGAGUGAAUGGAAUCGAAUGAUUGUUUGACACAAAAUGCAAAAAUCUCUAUAGAUUCAGCUAAAGAGGGUGUCAUGUGCCGCUCGAUACUAGAGAACCAUGUAUUCAGCUCGUUUUAUUCCACUCUGGCUCCACAUUAAAGAAAUAAAAGGAUUUAAAAAAAAAAUCUGUAUUCAUUCGUUACCUUUUUUACUGAUUCUAUAAAGAUUUCGUCAGAAUGUCAAUAACUCAUUCAGUACCAUCCACUAAGAGCAGAGAUAUCGAAUUUACUCGCAUUUCCCAUCUCUUCUGUUCCACUGCGGUAUUAGGUAGGACUGAAAUAAAUCAAUUGCAUUGUUAAUUACACCGCGUGCCAAUUAACGAGAUAAUCUCCAAAUACAAACGAUUAAGAGACGCUUCUGCACAAAACGGAUAACCCCGCAGCAAAUCAACGCAUUUUAACUCAUUCGAACGCCAUCAGCGCGCAGAGAAUCUAUUCGAUACGAAAUAGCAUUAUGGGAAUUUAUACAAGAACUCUUAACAAAUAACUAACUAGUAAUACAGUUCACAAGCGAACGCCAAAGAAGUAUUUUAAGCAACAUAGAAAUUUAAACAACUGAUAUUGUGAUAGGAUGAAGUUCGGAGAAACAAAUAAAAAAAAAAACAAAAUGCGAACAUGGUUUAA
Molecule: messenger RNA, 3918 nt
Organism: Aedes albopictus (Asian tiger mosquito)
Lineage: Eukaryota; Metazoa; Arthropoda; Insecta; Diptera; Culicidae
Gene: Kpc2
Product: ubiquitin-associated domain-containing protein 1
Exons: 7
Coding region: 448-2211 (587 amino acids)
Cellular component (GO): ubiquitin ligase complex
Molecular function (GO): protein binding
Source: RefSeq, a predicted model, not a curated record